Molecule: messenger RNA, 821 nt
Organism: Ochotona princeps (American pika)
Lineage: Eukaryota; Metazoa; Chordata; Mammalia; Lagomorpha; Ochotonidae
Gene: G0S2
Product: G0/G1 switch 2
Exons: 1
Coding region: 208-504 (98 amino acids)
Biological process (GO): positive regulation of extrinsic apoptotic signaling pathway
Cellular component (GO): mitochondrion
Source: RefSeq, a predicted model, not a curated record
AGCGCUCAGGCUUCACAGGAGGAGCAGGAGGACACGAGGCCGGCCGGACCCACGGACGCGCUGACCGCCGCCUAAGUGAGUCCCAGCCCGGGCGCGGGAUCCCCUGAGUAGCCCUGGGAGCUCCUCCCGCGCGCAGACGGAACUGUGUCUCGGCAACUAAGAUCCCCUUCCCUCUGCUUCUGCGCAGGUGGCCCCAGUCCCCCAAGCAUGGAAGCCGUACAGGAGCUGCUGCCUCUGGCCAGGGAGAUGCUGGCGGCGCGACCCCGGAGCAAGCUGGUGAAGCUGUACGUGCUGGGCGGCGUGCUGGCGCUGGUGGGAGCGGUGAUCGGCCUGAUGGAGACCGUGUGUGGCCCCUUUGCCAUCGCCAGCCGUCUGCGGGAACAAGAGGCGGCCGCCGCGGAGCUGCGGGCGGCCCGGGAGCGACGCGCGCUACGGGAGAAGGGCAAGCAGCCCGUGGCCACGCUCUUCAGCCGGGCCCUCUCCAACCGGCUGCACGCCUCGUAGGCUCCGCCGGGAGAUGGACAGAGACACGCCAGGGGUGAGGACAGGAGGCAGGUGCUGUCUGACUUCUGAGAAGCCAGUGACACCCGGAACCGACCUAGCACGGGGACGAGUUCCGGUUGAGUUUUUGCUGCUGUGCAGCACUGCGUUGUGAAAAAAAGUCCAAAACAAGUUGGCUUUGAGCUCUCCGAGUGCACUCAGCAUUGCGCGCGAGGGAGGAAGGAAGGAAGGAUGCUUUUUAUACUAUUAUUCUUGUUGUUGUAUUACAGAAAGCACCAUUUUGCAUUUUAAAAUAAAAAAAUGUUUUAUACUAGUGCUGA